Messenger RNA from Cinara cedri, 3965 nucleotides. NCBI's taxonomy places the organism in Eukaryota, Metazoa, Arthropoda, Insecta, Hemiptera, Aphididae. The record is from the annotation of a GenBank genome assembly.
CCUAUACCUGCCUACUACAUGAACUCUAUAAAAACGGCCGGCAUCGGGUCCCUGGUACUGCAGUAGUCGUUCGGCCAGCAUUUCAUUCUAAUCGACGUUAUCGUUCUUAAUUUUUCGUCUUCAACUCCCUAUCAUGAGAUCUUACAGUCUUACACGACGCGUCACGAAGGUUUGUUAUUAAUCAUUAUUAAUAAUUUUAUAAUUUUUAUUAUACUAUAAUUAUUAUUCCUUUCUUUUUUAAUUUCAGAAAUACUUUUAGGUGGUUUUAGUAGUUUAUUAGAUGUAGUAACAGUAUUAGAAGCACUAAAAUAUUGGUGUUUAAUGUUUUGGGAUAAUUGAGUUAAGAUUAGGACAGAGAACAAUGUGAUUAUUUCGGUAUACUAUUCUUAAAAAAAGGGUUGAUCCUGGUUCGAAUGCAUCAUUGUUGUAGAUGGGAACACGGAAAAGUAGAAUAUUUAAAGUUAUUUAAUGUAUACCUGAAAGCAACGGUUAACCAUUGCUAACUUCACUCAAGUUAAUUUUUUCACUACGUAUAGCUUAUAAAGAACUUUUUGUUAAAUCCUCAAGCUUUUCUAUUCAGUCCUACAAUUGUAUUCACAGAAUACCUACAGAAUACAAUUUACGUGAACGACUUUCAAAAUUAAAAUUUUUAAGAAACGAUCACAAAUGAUUUAAAAAUUGUAUUAUUUCUAGAAAAUGCAAAUACAAGUUUCCUGUUUAAAUUUCAAGUUUCUACGAAUAAUUUUACCUACUUACAACAAAAAAACGAAAUUUAAAAUAAUAAAAACAUUAUUUUCAUUGAUUUUUUUUUUUUAUCCGUGAUUUUCUCAGAUAUUAUGAAAAUCAUAAAUUAAUUACCUAAAAGUACCACCUGGACAGUAUUUUCUUUCAUGAAUUGUGUCACACUUACAUAACGAAGAAAGAUUUCUGGUAGAAUUAUGCUAUAUCAUAAUAAAUCAAGUACUAAUCUAAUACACCAAAUAGACAAAAUUAUCUCUCAAAAACUUCUUCUGUUAUUGGAUGACGGAUUAAAAAUAGUUAUUAAAAACUAAAUAAGACUCUGAACAGAGCGAGUGUAUAUUCUAACAGAAUUCCUGCUCCAGUAUGUACGGGCGGUACCAUUUCUGAAAGAAAUAUUUCCUAGAUGGUACUUUAGAAAAGUCGCAAAAAAUGUCUUUUCCAAGCGGUUUUCUAAAUUUCUGGGAAUAACCCAGGAUAAAACUUAAGCAAAACCGGUUAUUUACGAAAAUGAUGCUUUUAUAUAUUAUUUAAAAUUUUGUUUUGUUAUUUGUUGUAAUUCAGUUCAAAAAAUUUUUAGAGGACUUGAAAUUUGGACAAAAAACAUAAAUUGAAGUGAUGGUAAAAUUUGUAUAAAUGUUUAGCCAUUAUCGAGCUAUUAAGAAAUUCUAGUUUUGCGACUUUUGUACGUAAUUUUUAUUUGGUAGGUUCUCUGUAGACAAAUUAUUAGAUUCAUCAGAUUCAUUAAAAGUCGUAUUUGGUGUUCUGAAAAUAAAAAAUGAGUUUUAUGUACGCAGUAUUUUUUUUCAUUGUAAGAGUUCUAAAAUCAAACUUUGACGACAAUUGUAAAUAUCAGAGGUCACCUGUGGGGGAAAGGGGUGACUUUAAAACUAAAAUGGCCUUCUAGAUUCCGAGUGUAGUAAGGGAUCUAAUGGUUUUACUAUGAUAUUUAUUUUUUUCUUCUUUCUUUUAGUCUGUGGACAUGUUUUUUUCCAUUAAACUUGCUCUGAUCUUUACGUGUAGACUUCUCUGAAAGCACAAGUUGUCUAGAUGGUACUUUAGAUUCAAGUUAUCUUUUUGUUAUACGAUGCAUUUUUAAAUAAAAUCGCAUAUUAAGGAAAGAACGUAGGAAAACGUACAAUUUCACGAUUUCAUUAUUUUAUAAAAACACAAACGACGUUUUUUACUAAAAAAUAUGUUUCAUUUAAAAAAUCACAAGAUACCUUGUUUGUUGUUUUUUUGAUUUAAUUUCUCACGGUAUUAUCUUCAACAUUUUUGAAUUCGAAUUUAAACGAAAAUCUCAAAAAAUAUUACGACAUUAAAUCAUGUAUUACCGCACUACAAUCGGAGUCGUCUUUCGUCAAACAAUGGUUUCUCGUUACUGACAGAUAUUAAUGUUAUAGUCUUAUGUAUUCUACCAUCCCAACUUCUUACCUACAACAGUGGCGGUUUUUAUCCCUAGUAUUAGCUCUCUUUUGCUAUUUAACCUGUAUGAGAGGAUAUUAUUCGUAUUGAACGAGGCGUAUAAUAUAUUAAUAUAAAAUUUGUGCGUAAUUAUAAAAUCAUUGGUUUUAUUAAAUAUGGAUAAGUUAAUGUGCGUUCUGCUGUUUUCCAACAUAUUCCGUGACAAUUAAUAAUUUAUUAUUAGGGAUUGAACGAUUUCCGCCGAUAAUUAAUCAAAUAAUCCGAAUAAUAAGAAUCAAAUAUAAAUUAAAAACAUUUCUGAAAUUAAAACAUGAUUAAUUAUUUGUAUAGAAUUUAUGAGACAGUGUGCAUUUUUCUAUUUUAUGUAAAACUUAUUUGUUUAAGUUAUUUUCGUUGAUUAUAAAAUAAUAAGAAUAAUGAUAAUUUGAAUAAAUGCAUGUGUUCGGGCGAUUCACCCCACCGCUCCCUUUCGUGGAUUCGCGUUUGUAAUUACUUUUAGAUAGUACCUAAUAAAUAAAAAUUAUUUUCAAAAUUGAAAUAUCUUUAAUAUAUUUAAAAAUAGCUCAAAUAGUUUGAAAGUUUUACCAAGUCUAGAAAAAGCAAAUAUUAAUUUUCUGUUCAAAAUGUAAGUUUUUGUGAAUACUGUAAACUGAAAAUCAUUUGAAAACAAAAUUUCAAAUAAUUAGAUAAUUCAUUUAUAACUUUCGUAAAUUUCCUGGUUCCUUCUUCAUAUUUUUCAAUUUUACUCAAUUUUUAGUAAAACUUAAAAGAAAAUCAAAAAUUCAAUCACACGGUCACCCACACAAUUCAACAAAAAUGAUUUCUUCUCGUUGAUCUGUAGGAGCAAUAUUUAUGUUAGAAAUGUCGUAUAUUUUAUCUUUUUACUUUUAUAUUUAUAUUAAGACAAUUUGUGUUUGUUAUUUUUUUUUUUAUAGAUAAUUGUUUUAUUCAUUGUGGCCCUUAUUGUGAUUCAACAAGCGUCAUGCAUACCGAUGCCAGGAAAAAACAAAAAAAAAAAUGAUUCGGAAUAUAAAAAAGACCACAGUGCCGGUCACAGUCACAAUAACCAUUCUCAUACAGAUUAUCAAGGGAGUACAUAUUACACUAAUGGCGAUGCUCAAUGGGAUUCACAUGGACGAAGGGUUGGCAACGAUAAGAAAUCAGGCCACCACGAACGUUACCAAACACCACAGGAGGGUGGUUCAUUUGUAGGAUUUGAAUAUGACGCAUCUAAUUUUUAACCAUGGUCAUUUGAUCUAUGUUCACAUUCAUUGAUGUCACGAAUAUUAUAUCCAUUCAGGCAAUAUUAAAAAUAUCCACUCAUCCACACAUAAGAUUAAAACCAGCCAGUGAAUAAUUUGUUUCUUAUUUUAAAAAAAGAUAUAUUUAUAUAUUAUAUUCAUAAUAAUAAUAAAAUAUUUAAUAUUGAACAUAGUUAUAAUUUAUGAAAAUAAUAGAGAUUUGUCCAUCAAAGCUGAUAAUUAGUUUACUGCUUGAUAAGAGCAAACUUUAUAGUUUUAUUAUUGGGAUAUUACGGAACCCUACCAAAACUCAAUAAUUUUAACUUAUGAUAAGUAGCGUUAUGCUUCAGCAAAUGUUAUAUUGCGUUGAAUAUAAUGCUUCAUAAGCUAAGAAUACAUUUAGAAAGUCUGCAGUUUAUUUUAAUUGUAAUAAGAGUUGUAAUAUAGAUGCUGCACUUAAUUUGGUGCUUAUAUAAAUAAAAGUAGUAGCGGUUAUUGUUUUUCGUAAUUUGUAUUAAUUUACUAUUUAUUGCUACAUUCUUGGACAUUGUAUAACGUCGU